AUGGCGACUACGGACCCUCUUCCUGGUGAAAACGAGGAUGACUCUGUGGACUACGGCCUCGAUGACGACCCCUCGCAAUCUGGCCAGGAUGGCUCCCCCGCCGACCCCAAGCUCGGCCAGUCCUUGCCUAUGCAGAAGCGACGACGAGUUGGUCGAGCCUGCGAUGAAUGCCGUAGAAAGAAGAUCAAAUGUGAUGGGAAACAGCCCUGCACGCACUGCACGGUGUACAGCUAUGACUGUACGUACGAUCAACCGUCCAACCGCCGUCGCAACCCUGCCCCGCAGUAUGUAGAGGCCCUUGAAGCCCGUAUGCACAAGGCCGAGGCCAUUAUCCGAACCCUCCUUCCUGAUGUCAACCUCGAUGACCCCCAACUGGAUGUGCAUGCGGUCAAGCAGCGACUCGCAGCCCAGAGAGAGAAGCAGAUCCCCCCUCAGACUCCUCUACAGGGGCCUGCAGCGGCACCAAAACCGGCCAGCCUACCAGAAGCAGGCCCAGAGGGCGGGGAAGAAGGCCUGCUAGAGACUAUGGUCGAUAACUCGGGCUGUUUGGAUCGCGAUGACCAGGGCCACUGGGACUACCAUGGCCACACGUCGGGCAUUAUUUUUGUUCGCCGCUUGCGCAAACAGCUGGGCGCCGCCGAUGUCCCGAUCACCAAACCAUCGCGCAAUAUGACUCAAAUGCUCGAGAGCCCCAUCUCCGCCUCAGGUUCGCCCCAAGAUGGAUCACUGCCACCCACGCACGACCUGCCCCCACGGGUGGUUGCGCGCCGCUUGUGUCACAAUGCGAUCGACGAUGCGUGCUCUUUGAUGCGCUUCGUGCAUGAGCCAUCGUUCUUCGCUAACCUCGAGCGCAUCUACGAUACCCCGGCCGAUCAGUUUACGAACGAGGAGAACUCAUUCUUACCACUUCUGUAUAUUGUUAUGGCGGUCGGUUGUUUGUUCUCCGACGACGGUGUCGGCACUUUGGAUUUGGCCGGCUACGAAGGUGCCAUUGGCCAAGGAUUCCAGUUCUUCAAAGCAGGACGACAGCUGCUUGAAGUCACUGAUUGUCGCGAUCUGACCUCUUUACAAGCAAUCUGCUUUAUGGUCCUCUUCCUGCAAUCUUCGGCCAAGCUGAGCACCUGCUAUUCCUAUGUGGGUAUUGCGCUCCGCUCGGCCCUUCGAUUGGGGCUUCACCGCACGGUCACGGCGGACUUCAAUCCGGUCGAGCGAGAGCUGCGGAAGCGCAUCUUCUGGGUGAUUCGCAAAAUGGACGUCUACGUUAGCACGCUCUUGGGUCUUCCUCAGAUGCUGAGUGAUGAUGAUAUAGAUCAGGAGUACCCGAUGGAAGUCGAUGCAGAGUUUAUUACCGCGGAGGGUAUCAUCCAGAUGCCGUCCGACCAUACUCCUCUAAUGGCAGGAUGUAAUGCGCAUACGCGCCUAUGCAACGUCAUUCUGAAGGUUGUCAAAUACAUUUACCCGGUGAAGAACGCCCGGUAUCGCUCCAAAUUUGACCAGCGAUACAUGGUCAGUCAUUCUAAGAUCCGCGAAAUUGAGCGUGAUCUUCAAACCUGGAUGGAAGAGCUACCACCAGCCCUGCGUCCUGGCACGGAAGUCUCGCCACAGCUGGAACGAAUUCGUCAGUUGCUGCGUAUCAGUUACGCCCAUGUCCAGAUGGUCAUGUACCGGCCUUUCCUGCACUACGUUACUGGCGGGUCUCAGGCACGUGGUGUGGAUAAGCGUUCCUACGCCUGCGCUGCAGCUUGCGUGAGCGUGUCUCGGAACAUUGUUCAUAUUACGACUGGGAUGCACAAGCGGGGUCUUCUCAAUGGAUCAUUCUGGUUUACGAUGUAUACGACUUACUUCGCUAUAUUGUCGUUGAUUUUCUUUGUGGUCGAGAACCCCGAUUCACCCACCGCGAAGGACGGUGUCCUGAAGGAUGCCAUGGAGGGCAAAAACACUCUGGCCGGAUUGGCUAAGAAGAGUAUGGCGGCUGACCGCUGCUCUCAGAGUUUGAACUGCUUGUUCAAGACUUUGCCAGAGAUGUUGAAGAACCGUCAAAGCUCUAAACCCCAGGUCAAUCUUAAGCGACGCGCGCCAUCUAUCAUCCCCGCCGAGGAGCCUACCAGCGCUCCAUCGCGACAAAACUUACCCACUCGCUCGAACACCUUCCCGACCGAGAUGAUGGCUCAGUUGAGCACAUCGGACUCGGGUCGCCGACAAAGGAGCUUGGACAAGACCAGGGUCAUCAGUGACAACCAGCCCACCGAUAAUGGCACCCAAUCUGCCUGGAUGGCUUCGACCCCGGAGCUGCUCACGGAAACCAUGCAAACGCCGGAGCCGAUGUCUGCGACAUCAAUGAAUCAUUCCUUUGCUAACCCAGAGUCAUCAAGUCUGGCCUGGGCUCAACAAUUCAACAACCCGGACAACCUUCCCGACCUCAUGCCUAUCAUGUUCCCAUCCGACGAUCCCUUCGCAUAUCCCACACAGCCCAUGUCCACGCUUGAGGAUGAUCAUUUCCGCCGCGAUCACACAGGCAUGCAUUUCUCGUUCGACUCAAAACCGCAGCAGCCACCCGGACUGGGCACAAACACCCCCAGUGAUCCGUCGGGAACAAGUGUCUCCACACCGACUUUCGAUACUUUUCCCAAUCUGUCCAACUUCCCCGUCGGAAACACAUCGGGAGUAAAGUCGUCGAUUCCAAGCCGACUUCAGGCUAACAAUACUCAGUCAAUGAGCUCUUCGCGACUCCACUCGCCGAUAUCUCAGACGAGUGAAACUUUGAGCAGCCCAGAUUUGGUCUCAAUUCCGAACCAGAACUUCGUGUGGGAAGGAUACAACUUCCAACCAACUAAUGCCACUACAAACGCCAAUAUGGGACCCGAGACGACGAUACAACAAGAUCAGCCGCCCCUCAAUGGAAUGCAAGAUAUCAACAUGGGGCUUGACGAUAACACAAUGGCAAUGAACAUGGACCUCGGCAUCUCCUUCGACGACCUUUUCGGAAACGACGCCACCUGUCGACCUGGACCGCGGGCGACCAACGAUGAAUGGACGCAGUGGAUGAAUGCCGGCCCUUAA
Penicillium atrosanguineum is the source of this 3060-nucleotide messenger RNA. RefSeq names its product putative C6 transcription factor (Mut3). The transcript has 5 exons. Gene Ontology annotation, biological process: DNA-templated transcription; positive regulation of transcription by RNA polymerase II. The record is from RefSeq and is a predicted model, not a curated record. Lineage: Eukaryota; Fungi; Ascomycota; Eurotiomycetes; Eurotiales; Aspergillaceae. Gene Ontology annotation, cellular component: nucleus. Gene Ontology annotation, molecular function: DNA-binding transcription factor activity, RNA polymerase II-specific; sequence-specific DNA binding; zinc ion binding. The coding region runs from base 1 to 3060 and encodes 1019 amino acids.